AUGCAUUUAUCAGGCCCCACCAGCGUUGAUAGUAAUUUUGGCAAAGUAGUUCCUACGGUGUCAUAUGAUACUCCUAUGGAUCCUAUCACAAAACCUCGUUCAAGAUUAUCGGGCGUUAUUAAGCCUCCUAAAAUCCUAAAUCCCAAUCUUUACAAAGCAUCCAAAGCUUUGGAGUCUGGUCAUUACCAUGAAGCAAAGGAUUGCUUAACACGAUUAAUUAAAUCCUAUCCCAAUAGCUAUUCACUUCGAUGUGAUAGGGGUCUUGCAUCGAGAAAACUUGGUAAUUUAACAGAGGCAUUACAUGAUUUUGAUUACGCCAUUAAAAAAAAUUCAGUAAAAUCACGUGCCUUAUUACUUCGAGGUGAAACGUUUUACUAUAAAAAAGACUAUGAAUCUGCGAAGAAUGAUUUAAAUAAAGGGUUUUCAUCAUUCAAAGCAGAUGACAACAUAUCAGAUCAACUUUUGCUUAGCGCGACUAGAAUUUACGGUGAAAUAAUGGUGUUAGAAGAAAAUUAUUAUGAUGCUUUAGAUUGUUUUAAUAGGGUGUUGAAAUCUUCACCAUAUGAUUCGACGACCUUACGAACGCGUGGACAAAUAAACAUUAAACUUCAAAGAUAUUUAGACGCUCUUGAUGACUUUAAUGCUUUUUUAAAAAUUGAACCGGACAAUCCAGAUGUUCUAAAUUCAAGGGGUUCCUUGUUUAAAAAACUCGGAAGGUAUGACGCGGCGCUAGAGGAUUAUACAAAAGCAAUGAAAGUAUCAAAACGAAUAGAUUUUCAGCUUCUCUUAAACCGGGGAAAAGUCUAUCAAGCUCAAGCUCGGUAUGAAGAAGCAUUAAGGGAUUUUAACGAACUUUUAAAGUUAAAGUAUUCAGAUGUUGCAAGAAUUUUUCGAAACCGUGCAAGAGCUUAUAGAUGUUUGUCACGUUACCAAGAAGCACUCUCGGAUUACACUGAGGCGAUUAAAUUUGAUAGAAAAGCUUCGACUUAUAGGAAAAGAGCCGAAAUCUAUCAUACUUUAUUACAGCCUACUGAAGCUCUAUCUGAUUUAGAUCAAGCAUUGAUGAUCGAUCCACUUGAUAAAUGUGCAGAAUCUCUACGUAAUCAAGUUUAUGCGAUAUUGAAAAAGUACGAUGACGCGUUAGGUGGUUUGAAUAAAAUAUUGAACGAUAAUCCAUUUGAUAUUACAUCACGUGUAAACCGUGGUGAAGUGUUACGUAAUAUGAAGCAAUAUACAAAUGCAUUGAUUGAUUUAGAUUUUGUUUAUCAAUUCGCUUUACAAGAUUAUAACUUAGCGGUCCAAUUUAGACCAGAAAGUGACAUUUUAAUUUUAAGCCAUCGGGCAAAAACUCUCCAAAUCUCGACAAAGUGGCAGGAAUCUCUUGCUGAUUGGAAUCAAGUAUUAAAAAUUUCACCGAAAAAUGUUGAAGCUUUAGAGAAUAGAGCACAUCUUCUCUUCAAACUUUUAAGAUAUGAAGAAGCACUAGUUGAUUUAGACAAUGCUUUAAGCAUAGAUCCAACAAAUUUCUUUUCACUUUGCAUCCGUUCCGAAGUGUAUCAUGCGAUUGAACGUUAUGAAGAGGCGUUAGAAGAUCUUAAUAAAGCACAUUCGGCACCAAAUUGUGGUAACAUGUGUUUUGUACUUAUGAUGCGUGGGGAAGUGCAUCGAGCCUUGGGAAAAAAUAAGGAAGCAAUGUUAGACUUGACAGUGCUUUAUAGAUCUACGGAACAGUAUCAAAAAGCGCUUGAAGAUUUAAAUAAAGUGUUGGAAGCAGAUCCAACAAAUUUUACUGCGUUAUGUGAAAGAAGUAUUAUUUUAAGAGAUAUUGUUCGUCGAUACGAUGAGGCAUGGGAUGAUUUGGAAAUGGCUUUUGAUAUGAAAGAGGAAAAUUUUGCAAAAGACUUUGCCGUUAAAGA
Molecule: messenger RNA, 1916 nt
Organism: Racocetra fulgida
Lineage: Eukaryota; Fungi; Glomeromycota; Glomeromycetes; Diversisporales; Gigasporaceae
Source: the annotation of a GenBank genome assembly